Molecule: messenger RNA, 2011 nt
Organism: Cyclopterus lumpus (lumpfish)
Lineage: Eukaryota; Metazoa; Chordata; Actinopteri; Perciformes; Cyclopteridae
Gene: abhd14b
Product: abhydrolase domain containing 14B
Exons: 4
Coding region: 266-901 (211 amino acids)
Cellular component (GO): cytoplasm
Source: RefSeq, a predicted model, not a curated record
AACUGCAGCCGGUUACAGACUAAACGGUCCUGCAUUACUUUGCAGGUCGAUCGUCGGUUCGGUACUGGAGGCUGUCGGGUAAUAAAAGGAGGGUUUAUUUCCUCCUCGUGUUUUAGAUGAAGUGCUGAGAGCAUGCUCGAUAUUACCAAUCAAAUGAUCUAAUCUGGACUUUGAUCAGGCUGUUUAACUUGCCAGCUGUCCACGAACUCUUAGUUCUAGUCUGAACUGGACACAACAUCAGUGUUAACUGCAGCGGACAACAAAGAUGUCAGCUGUUGUGAUAACAGAGGGGAGUGUGCAUGUGGAGGGCUGCAAAGCGCCGCUGUUCUACAGACAGAGUGAACCUACUGAAGGGGAAGUGAGGAUGUCCGUUUUGCUCCUUCACGGCAUCCGUUUCUCAUCAGAAAACUGGCUCAACAUCGGCACUCUGGAGACUCUGGCCAAAGCAGGAUGCCGUGCAGUCGCCAUCGACCUGCCAGGACUCGGCCACUCUAAGUCAGCCGAGGCCCCGGCAGCGGUGGGCCAGCUGGCCCCCGCCGGCUUCCUGAAAGAGGUGUGUGAGCAGCUGAGCCUGACCUCGGUGGUGGUGAUCAGCCCGUCCCUCAGUGGGAUGUACUCCCUGCCCUUCCUCCUCCAGCAUCAGGCUCUGAUACGAGCCUACAUCCCCGUUGCUCCCAUCUGCACCGAGAACUUCACAGCAGAGCAGUACCAGAGUGUAAAGGUCCCAUCGCUAAUCGUUUACGGCGACCAGGACAGUCAGCUCGGAGAACUGUCACUGAACAACUUGAGCAAUCUGGCCAAUCACAGCGUGGUGGUGAUGAGAGGAGCGGGUCACCCUUGUUACCUGGACGACCCGGACACUUGGCACAAAGCUCUUACUGACUUCCUAAAUACGCUAUGAAACUCCUCGCUGUGCAUCAGUGGAGAUACUCAACAACAAAAGUCCCACAUAAAGGAUUCAGAGGAGCCACACAAAAAUACACAAUAUUAAUUCUAGAGAAAUUUAGUCCGCAAACAUCGUCCUGCGCAACCUGAUUUUGACUUUUUAAAUAGUACCUGUAAUAAAACUGAUAGGUGGAGGAAAAGAGAAAUGAGGCUCAAACUUUUAAAGAUAUUUUGAGAAAUACAAUUAUUCACUUUGCUGAGUUAGAUGAGAAGAUUGAUAUAUAUAUAUAUAUAUAUAUAUAUAUAUAUAUAUAUAUAUAUAUAUAUAUAUGCUAAAUAUGAUGCUACUGCUCACACACAGCUAACUUAGCUUUGCAUAAAGACUUGAAACAGGGGGGAACCAGCAAACCUGGCUUUGUCCAAAGGUAACAAAAUAAACCUACCAGAACCUCUAAAACCCACUAAUACAUUCCCUGUUUCCGGUUUAGUAGAGGGAAUCCUAUUUAGCGUACGAACAAGAGCGACAGCAUAAUUUACGGGGUUGGAUAACUGACAUGUAUUCCAGCAUAUAUAACCUUUCAGUGACACCAUAGCUGUAAUCCCUUUUUGGCAAGAGGAAAAUGGCAUUUUAUAUGUUUUUAUCUAAACAUAUUUAACCUAGUCAAAAAUUCUGAGUUGGUUAUAUUCUAGGGCAGAGAGCAGUUUAGCAAAAAGUGAUUACAUCUCCUACAAUGUCACUAAAAAGGUUAUUUACGUCUAAAGAUUACAAUUGUACAUUUACGAGUUAUAUUAUUAAAAAACAUAGUCGGGUUUUGUUCUGGUAGGGGUAUCUGAAAAAACUAAAGCCCUUUAGAGGAUUUAUGCCUGUACAAUAACUUUCCACUACCGUUGACGUAAAUUACGCCCCUGAACAUGAAUCGUGUUAAUUAUCUUGUCUCUUUAAGAAAGCCAAUAAGUGUAUUUUCAAGAUCUCUAACUUUUCCUUUUAUAUCAUGAAAUCUUGUGUAUUCAAAGUAAAGGUGCAAUAAAAUAUUUAUACAUGGAUUAUAUAUUUUGUAUGUAACCGGAAAAUAAAUGAAUCUCCACCUGUGUCUCAACGAAAAGACAAAACACCACACGUUGAAAU